Molecule: messenger RNA, 6697 nt
Organism: Choloepus didactylus (southern two-toed sloth)
Lineage: Eukaryota; Metazoa; Chordata; Mammalia; Pilosa; Megalonychidae
Gene: PYGM
Product: glycogen phosphorylase, muscle associated
Exons: 20
Coding region: 3943-6471 (842 amino acids)
Biological process (GO): glycogen catabolic process
Cellular component (GO): cytoplasm
Molecular function (GO): pyridoxal phosphate binding; glycogen phosphorylase activity
Source: RefSeq, a predicted model, not a curated record
AGUGGGGUGUUAAUUAAGGAGCCUACCACCUGCCUCCCUGUGGCUGUGGUGGUGGGAGCUCUGUGGCAGCUGGUUCCACCAGCUCCUGCUUGUUUACUAGUACAUAGAGCCAGGAACCUGGUUAACCCUUUCUUGAUUAUCCCUUAUUCCCCUAGUUUCUGUCCUAUCCAAGGCUGUUUCCCAGGGCUUGGACCCCAGUUACCCCAGUUGUGACUUGUGCCUGGAAGCUGCAGUCUAAGAUCCUUGGGCCUAGGGAAGCCUUGGGACUAAAGGACAAGCCAGCUAAUCUUGCUUGUCAGGCACAGAGCAGCUAAAAUUAAAACUGCCAAGUGGCCUUUUCUUUCUCUGCUGGUGACUUGGUGCCUGCCAGCUCUUUGGGGGGUGUCAGGGGCAAGGUCAAGCGUCCCGCCUUGUGUUUUGUCAGCAUUUCUUUGCAAAGGGUCGCAGGCUAUUCUGUUCUCUCAGGUCUAGGGCAGCAGGCAUGCACCCACUGCGGGACCAGAGAAGUUCAUGCGAAGUCACAGCCCUGCGACGUAGUGAGGGCCUCACCUGGCUCCUGCUGCUGUCACUUGGCUGCACUCCCUUUGGGGACAAAGGCACCUUAGAGCUGCUUUUCCUUCAAGGAGGCCUAGGGGCCCAGCAAGCUCCUGUUGCCCCCGGCAUUUGUCCAGCGGGCUAGCAGUUGUGGCCUGGGCUGCUGUCCAUCCCUGAGCUGGGCAGCUCCAUGUGUGUAUGUGGAGGGGAGUCUGGGUGGUUGGGCCCUGGUCUGGGUGCCUGUUCCCUUGCUGUAGGCCUGUGGGGUACAAAGAAGCCUUGGAAACCGGCAAGUUCAGUGAAUUUCCAGAACCCAGCUCAGGGAGUGGGGAGGGAUUUUUUUUCCCUUUGUCCUUCACUGAAGGGGUGGAGGCAGGGGCGGGCAGACUGCCCUCUUCGACCUUGGCUUCACCUCAUCACGUCCCCCACAAGCCUGGUUUCCCUGGGGGGCUCAUCGGGUGGUUAAUUAGCUCUUUGAAGCUCUGGAAGAGGUAAAGUGGCGCUAUGUGGGUUUUAGAAAUAAAAUCAAUAAGUGACUUAACCACAGCCCAGCUAUCUCCUCUGUCUCCCCCUGGGGGACCAGCUCCGUUCCUGAGCUCACUGCCUCCCUGCUCCCUGCCGGCAGCUUUGUGAAGGUUUUUGGAGAUUAACAAAGUGGCUGACAAAGGCAUCAGGCCGAGGCCUUUCUCCAAGCUGCUCAAGGCCCCAAAAUAGGAAGGAGACAGCAGGAAGGCUUGGCUCUCAGGCUAGCAGCAAGAACCUGCCUUUCUGCAGAGACAGGGAGAGGAGAAAUGCUCUCUCACCUGCCUGAAGACACCUAGGGCAGGGGAAGAGACGGCAUGCUGGGCAGGAAAGGUCAGCAGUGGUGCUCCGUGACUGACACCUGGCCUAGGCCUAGCACUUGGCCUGGAGAAACCCAAGAUUGGUCUAGGGAGGAAGGUAGGAUAUCUGGACAGAAACACAAAACCCCAAGUUGGUUUGGGAUGGGAAGUUGUGCUUCAGGGUUUGCAAUGCUAAAGAGAGGUGAAUGAGAGCCAAUGGGAAAGCAUAAGUAGGUGAGCUUGCUCCUCCACGCUGUGGUUAUGCUGGGCUGGGGUGUGCAAGUAAAGGAGGGGCCCCUUGGGUUGCUUCACCCCUGCAAGAACUGCUUGGAAACAGUUUUGAGUAGGGGCCACUACCACAGCAAAGACAACCCACAAAAAAUUUAGUUGGGAAGCAAAAGUACAUGUGUUCCAGUGGAGAUGACACAUCCGAUACCAUCUUGGAAUAGGCCUGCAAGGCUCCGUCAACACGUGGGUCCUAGGAAAUAAACAUUCUGGAUAACCAGGAAAGGGGCUGCUCUUCCAAAUGGGAAGGGCCAAAUUACUUGGGGGAGCAGGGAGGGAAGAUGGCAGCGUCUGCUGGAACCAGGGCUUUAGUAGCAGGAAAAGAGUCUUGCAGGCAAUAGGGCCUUCAGAGGAGGGACGUGCGGCCAAACUGUGCUGCCACAGCCGGGUGUGUGGUGACAGCACGGGAAAUGGCUGUCUGUUGAGUGUUAAAUUGUGUGCUAGUCCGAGCCCUACUCCAAGGGGGUUGGGAGGCACACCUCAGCUGCUGUUGGAUGCUUGUGGGUAGAAGAUGGGGUGUACCCUCCUCAGACGGAGAGGCUUGAGGAUGUGAGCUAUGAAGUCAGUUUCCAUCAGAUACAAAUCCAAGGCAUAAAAGUGGCUUUCAAGAAAAUUGGGAAAAAUACAGAAAAAGUUGGACAUUUUCCAUAGUCCCACUACAUCAGUGUAGUCACUAAUGACACUUUGGUGUUUUCCUCCCGACUUGUUUUCUCUUACCCAUGACACCUUGGUUGCUGUUUGGGGACAGGGGAAGACAGGGCUUGGAAACCUGAAAACCUGGGCAGGACUUGCAGUUUGGCCCACGCACCAUGCUUGGUCAGCUGUCAGUCCCAGGAAACAGCUUGGCUUUCCCUGAACUAUGAACCACAGGGCACUCAGUAGCAUCCUGCCGCUGCCUGGGCCUGGGACCGGCUCCCUCGGCUCAUGGACCAGAAAGCCAGUCCUCGGCCUGCCCGCCGCCUGGGAGGCCCUGGCAGCCUGGAGGGCACACGAUCUGGGGCUCCUUUGGCUCAAAGAACCAAGCAGGAUCUAAAGUUCCUCUCAAGAUUAAGAGGUAGGGAUUUAUUCUCUCAUUUGAGAAUAUAAAUUUGAUGAAGGAAUCCCAGGCUCAGAAGAGUAAGGCAUCCAGCCUGAGUUCACAUAGCCCGUGAGUGCUGGGGCAGCCGAGGCCUCAAAGGGAAGCACCGGAAGCUGCUGGGUCAUAUGGACGAGUAGUAUCGAGACCCUGGGGUGCAGGUUAGGCUCCCAUUUUACAGCAAGGUCACAGCUGGGAACCCUGGCCUCUAAAUCCCAGUAUGUGGCCCCAGGGGUGGCCCUGGGUAGGAGGAGUGAGAGAGAAAAGCCUCCAGUCACCUCCCUGGGACCCUCACUAUGGUUAACCAGUACUGGGGUGUGGAUGCUUCAGGUCCUCCCACCCUUGUGGGCCCACCAGACUACAGUUCCCAGGGGCCCCUGCUGCAGGCUGGUGCUGUUAGCCAAAGCUAGCCUGUAAUCCGACCGUCCUCGAAAGGUCACUUCAGAGCUCCUUGAGGGACAGCAACAGGGGGAGCUUUGAGCAGCGCAGUUUUGGUGGGGGUGGGGAGGGGGCAGUUUCCUGCCUCAGGCACCCUCCCCCACAGCACCCUCUACAACCCAGGGUGCUGGCCCCUCUUGCCACCCAGGCAGCCUCCUCACUCCCCAAUGUAACCAACACCAGCCCCUAUCCUGUGCCCGGGUAUGGAGGCCCUCAGCUUGGGGUUGCCAUGGAAGCUUCCCCAGAGCUCCUUGGUCCAUGGUUUGCAGUCUCUGUGGGCAAAUGUGUAAGCAGACACCAAGCUGCUCUGAUGAAGAGGGAGAGUGAUCAGGGCGCUGGGGGCUGGGCCCCCUAGGCCCCUCCAAGGAGUCCAGGCUGAGAGCCCCCAAUCCUUCCCCACCCUUCACCUAUCACCCAGGAAAAAGGCCCGGAAUGGGGAGCACUCUAUCCAAAGCCACACCGCCCGGCACCCUGCCUGCUGGACCUUGUCUCCCACCUAUGGCAGUGCCAGGGGGCAGCGGGCCCCCAGUGUGUGAGGCCCAGAGGAAGUGGGUCUGUGUAGGGCCGUGAACAAGCCGGGCAGGGCCUGGCCCCGUGUGGAAGCUCGUCCCUCCCCUCCCCUCCUCCCCUCACCCCCAAAAUAGCUCCUGAGCUGCCCCGCCAAGACCCUCCCACUGUGGGGGGGCGGGCCGCCCAGAGCCAGGCUUUAAAUCCCCUCUUGGCUGGGGAUCUCCACUCCCUGCUGCAGCCUGCCCGUCCCCCGUCGGUCCAUCCCGCCCUCCGGCAGCCAUGUCCCGGCCCCUGACGGACCAGGAGAAGAGAAAGCAGAUCAGCGUGCGUGGCCUGGCCGGCGCGGAGAACGUGGCCGAGCUGAAAAAGAACUUCAACCGGCACCUGCACUUCACGCUCGUCAAGGACCGCAAUGUGGCCACACCCCGGGACUACUACUUCGCCCUGGCCCACACGGUGCGCGACCACCUGGUGGGCCGCUGGAUCCGCACGCAGCAGCACUACUACGAGAAGGACCCCAAGAGGAUCUACUACCUGUCGCUGGAGUUCUACAUGGGGCGGACACUCCAAAACACCAUGGUGAACCUGGCCCUGGAGAACGCCUGUGAUGAGGCCACCUACCAGCUGGGCCUGGACAUGGAGGAGCUGGAGGAGAUCGAGGAGGACGCAGGUUUGGGCAACGGGGGCCUGGGCCGGCUGGCAGCCUGCUUUCUGGACUCUAUGGCAACGCUGGGCCUGGCUGCCUACGGCUACGGGAUCCGCUAUGAGUUCGGGAUUUUUAACCAGAAGAUCUGUGGAGGGUGGCAGAUGGAGGAGGCCGAUGACUGGCUUCGCUACGGUAACCCCUGGGAGAAGGCGCGUCCCGAGUUCAUGCUGCCUGUGCACUUCUACGGCCGGGUGGAUCAUACCAACCAGGGGGCCAAGUGGGUGGACACACAGGUGGUCCUGGCCAUGCCCUAUGACACCCCCGUGCCCGGCUACCGCAACAACGUCGUCAACACCAUGCGCCUCUGGUCUGCCAAGGCCCCCAAUGACUUCAACCUCAAGGACUUCAACAUCGGCGGCUACAUCCAGGCUGUGCUGGACCGUAACCUGGCCGAGAACAUCUCUCGUGUCCUGUACCCCAACGACAACUUCUUCGAGGGGAAAGAGCUGCGGCUGAAGCAGGAGUACUUCGUCGUGGCCGCCACGCUCCAGGACAUCAUCCGCCGCUUCAAGUCCUCCAAGUUCGGCUGCCGCGACCCCGUGCGCACCAGCUUCGACGCCUUCCCCGACAAGGUGGCCAUCCAGCUCAACGACACUCACCCCUCCUUGGCCAUCCCCGAGCUGAUGAGGAUUCUGGUGGACCUGGAACGCCUGGACUGGGAAAAGGCGUGGGAGGUGACGGUGAAGACGUGCGCCUACACCAACCACACGGUGCUGCCCGAGGCCCUGGAGCGCUGGCCUGUGCACCUCCUGGAGACGCUGCUGCCGCGGCACCUCCAGAUCAUCUAUGAGAUCAACCAGCGCUUCCUUAACAGGGUGGCGGCCGCGUUCCCAGGGGACGUCGACCGGCUCCGGCGCAUGUCGCUGGUGGAAGAGGGCGCCGUGAAGCGCAUCAACAUGGCGCACCUGUGCAUCGCCGGCUCGCACGCUGUCAACGGCGUGGCCCGCAUCCACUCGGAUAUCCUCAAGAAGACCAUCUUCAAGGACUUCUACGAGCUGGAGCCUUAUAAGUUCCAGAACAAGACCAAUGGCAUAACCCCACGGCGCUGGCUGGUUCUGUGUAACCCAGGACUGGCAGAGGUCAUUGCUGAGCGUAUCGGGGAGGACUUCAUCUCCGACCUGGACCAGCUGCACAAGUUGCUCUCCUAUGUGGAUGACGAAGCCCUUAUCCGGGAUGUGGCCAAAGUGAAGCAGGAAAACAAGUUGAAGUUCUCUGCCUACCUAGAGAAGGAAUACAAAGUCCACAUCAACCCCAACUCGCUCUUCGACAUCCAGGUGAAGCGGAUUCACGAAUAUAAACGCCAGCUCCUCAACUGCCUCCACGUCAUCACUCUGUACAACCGCAUCAAGAAGGAACCCAAUCAGUUUUUUGUGCCCCGAACCGUGAUGAUCGGAGGGAAGGCCGCCCCUGGGUACCACAUGGCCAAGAUGAUCAUCAAACUCAUCACAGCCAUUGGGGAUGUGGUCAACCACGACCCGGUGGUGGGUGACCGCCUCCGUGUCAUCUUCCUGGAGAACUACCGAGUCUCGCUGGCCGAGAAAGUGAUCCCGGCUGCCGACCUCUCCGAGCAGAUCUCCACUGCGGGCACCGAGGCCUCGGGCACAGGAAACAUGAAGUUCAUGCUCAAUGGAGCCCUGACUAUUGGCACCAUGGAUGGGGCCAAUGUGGAGAUGGCAGAAGAGGCUGGCGAGGAGAACUUCUUCAUCUUUGGCAUGCGGGUGGAAGACGUAGAAAAGCUUGACCAGAGAGGGUACAAUGCCCAGGAGUACUACGACCGCAUUCCGGAGCUUCGGCAGACCAUCGAGCAGCUGAGCAGCGGCUUCUUCUCUCCCAAACAGCCUGACCUGUUCAAAGACAUCGUCAACAUGCUCAUGCACCAUGACCGGUUUAAAGUCUUUGCGGAUUACGAAGACUACAUUAAAUGCCAGGAGAAAGUCAGUGCCUUGUACAAGAACCCACGCGAGUGGACACGGAUGGUGAUCCGGAACAUAGCCACUUCGGGCAAGUUCUCCAGCGACCGCACCAUCGCCCAGUACGCCCGGGAGAUCUGGGGCGUGGAGCCCUCCCGCCAGCGCCUGUUGGCCCCUGAUGAGGGGCUCUGAGCCUCCAGACCAGACCCCAAAUGGGCCCCAAGUCUGUCUGCAAUCUCUUGGGCCAGCCCCAGUCCCUCAGCCAGAGGGUGGGGCUACCGGAGUUAGAUCUCUAAGCCUCCUCCUGGAACCCCCAAUUUUCCCCAGCCUCAAGAUCCCAGUGUCCAGGGUUGGACACUGCCCCCCUCCCCUCCUAUUUAUGGGGUCUGACCAACUUCACCCAUUCCCCAAUAAAAUG